CCCCGGCCGCAGCGGCAGGAAGCAGAGAGCCAGAGCCACCACCACCGCGGCGGCAUCGGCGACACCCCGCUGCCCGAGCUGCGAGCAGAGCCCACACCGCCUCGGCACCUCCCCCCCUUCCGCUUCCCUGACCCAGGCUCUCAUCGAUUGCGAUGAUGGAGAUUCCUUCACGCGCGCCUGCCCCCUCCUCCUCGUCGUUCCUAUCCGUAUAAACCCUCCCCAUUUCUCUUCCCCCCCAAAACCCCCCAAACAGAAACCGAAACGCACACGAGCCAAGAAGAACAACCUCUCCUUCCCCUUGGAAAUCUCGGGGGAAAUUUCGAAUCUUUGAGUAGAGAAACUUGGAUCGGCGGCCGCCUCCCGUCCGGUGACCGGAGACCGGAGGGAUGACCAAGGCGGAGAAGCUGGUGGUGGAGGUGGUGGCGGCGCACAACCUCAUGCCCAAGGACGGCCAGGGCUCCUCGUCGCCGUACGUGGAGGUUGAGUUCGAGCACCAGAAGCGCCGCACGCGGGCCAGGCCCAAGGAGCUCAACCCCGUCUGGAACGAGCGCCUCGUCUUCCCCGUCUCCGACCCAGACGACCUGCCCUACCGCGCCAUCGACGUCGGGGUCUACAACGACCGCGGCGCCGCCGCGUCCGGAGCCGCCGCCGGCGGGGCUGCUCCGCACGGCCGGAACUUCCUCGGCAAGGUGCGCGUCCCGGCCGCCGGCGUGCCGGCGCCCGGCGAGGAGGCCGUGCCGCAGCUCUUCACUCUCGAGAAGCGCAGCCUCUUCUCCCACAUCCGCGGCGAAAUCACCCUCAAGAUUUACCGCGUCAACUCCGGCGACGUCGUCGUCAAGUCCAAGCAGGAGAAGCCGGCCAAGGCGGUGGUGGUUGGGCCGGAGGUGGUGGCGGCGCCGACGGUGACUGGGCCCAAGAAGCACCCGCACCCGCAUCCGCACCCACCGCCGCAGCCGCAGCAGCAGCACCAGCACCAUCCGGUGGUGGCCGUGCAGCCGCUGCCUCCGCAGCCUGAGCCACCCAUGGAUAUCAUGCCGCAACCGCCGGUCCCGAUGGCCAUGAAGCCGGUGGUGAUGCACGCGGACCCGUACCCCGUCCCGCCCAUGUUCUCCGGCCCCGGGGACUUCUCGCUGAAGGAGACGCGGCCCCGCCUCGGCAGCGGCGUCGUCGCCGACAAGGCCAGCGCGACCUACGACCUGGUGGAGCAGGUGGAGUACCUCUACGUGCGCGUGGUGCGCGCGCGCGGCGUGCCCAUGGUGACCGAGGCCGUCGCGGAGGUCAAGCUCGGCAACUACCGCGGCGUGACGCCGGCCGUCCCUUCGCACAACUGGGACCAGGUGUUCGCCUUCUCCAGGGAGACCAUCCAGUCGUCGUUCGUCGAGGUGUUCGUGCGCGCACGCGGCAGCGACGACCACGUCGGCCGCGUGUGGUUCGACCUCUCCGAGGUGCCGCGCCGCGCGCCACCCGACAGCACGCUCGCCCCGCAGUGGUACAGCAUGGAGGACCGCAAGGGACAGCGCGGCGGCGCGGAGGUGAUGCUCGCCGUCUGGUUCGGCACUCAGGCCGACGAGUCCUUCGCCGAGGCCUGGCACUCCAAGGCCGCCGGCGUCCAUGGCAACGGGGCGCUUGGCUCCAUCAGGUCCCAGGUGUACGUCGCGCCCAAGCUCUGGUAUCUUCGUGUCUCCGUCAUUGAAGGGCAGGAUUUGUUCCCGAUGGACAAGGGCGCAUUGCCAAUCGGCCGAUUCCCGGAGCUCUUCGUGCGUGCGCAGGUGGGGAGCCAGAUUAUGCGCACACGGCCGGCGCCGGUGGUGUCUACACGGGGACCUGCAAGUCCGUUCUGGAAUGAAGACCUGAUGUUUGUGGUGGCAGAGCCAUUUGAAGAGUUCUUGGUGCUGUCUGUGGAAGACCGUGUGUCCCCAGGGCGGGAUGAGUUGCUUGGCCGCCUUGUUGUGCCAGUGUCUGCCAUUGAGAGGCGGUGGGAUUGGAAGCCAGUGGUUUCGAGAUGGUUUGGGUUGGACCGUGGUACUGCCGGUGGCAAUGUUGCUGCCAACAAUGUGCACAGGUUUGGGAGCCGCCGUGUGCAUCUCCGGCUAAGUCUUGAUGGAGGUUACCAUGUCCUGGAUGAGGCUACAGCUUACAGCAGCGACCUUCAGCCCACAGCAAAACAGCUAUGGAAACCACAUGUUGGGGUGCUUGAGGUUGGUGUUCUUGGUGCCACUGGACUAAUGCCAAUGAAGUCCCGAGAUGGUAGGGGUGCGACAACGGAUGCUUAUUGUGUUGCAAAGUAUGGCCAGAAGUGGAUCCGCACACGCACUCUUGUUGAUUCAUUGUGCCCCCGGUGGAACGAGCAGUACACAUGGGAGGUGUUUGACCCCUGCACUGUCAUCACUGUUGGUGUGUUUGACAAUUGCCAUGUUGGCAACACAUCUGGGAGUACUACUAUGGCUGCCCGUGAUAAUUGCAUUGGCAAAGUUCGUAUUCGGCUUUCGACAUUGGAGACUGAUAGGGUGUAUACCCAUGCCUACCCUUUGCUGAUGCUGCAUCCGUCAGGGGUCAAGAAGAUGGGGGAACUUCACCUAGCUGUGCGCUUCGCCUGUGGCAAUGCUGGCAACAUGUUCCAUGCCUAUGCACGCCCUUUGCUUCCGAAGAUGCACUAUGCGGAGCCACUCCUCGUGCGCCAGGUUGAGACUCUUCGGUCCCAGGCCACCAAUGUGGUUGCAGCUCGACUUGGACGUGCUGAGCCGCCCCUUGGCAAGGAGGUUGUUGAGUACAUGCUUGAUCAUCGUUCAAACCUGUGGAGCAUGAGGCGCAGCAAAGCGAACUUCUUUCGCCUGAUCAAUGUGCUCUCUGGUCCUAUCGCUAUUGGCAGGUGGUUUGAGCUUGUCCGCUCUUGGCAGCGCCCGGUGCAUUCAUGCCUUGCUGUAUUCACAUUCCUGGUGUUCCUCACAAUGCCAGAGCUGAUUCUUCCAACAGCCUUUCUGGCCAUGGCGUUUGCCGGGCUUUGGAGGUAUAGAGUCCGCCCAAGGCACCCGCCUCACAUGGAGAUGAGGCUGUCUCAUGCAGAUGGAGCCACUGCAGAUGAGCUGGAUGAGGAGUUUGACACAUUCCCCUCAACCCGUGGGGAUGUCGUGCGCUUCCGAUAUGACCGCCUCCGCAGUGUGGCUGGGAGAGUUCAGACAGUGGUAGGCGACAUUGCAACACAGGGUGAGAGGAUGCAGGCCGUCCUUAGCUGGCGUGACCCUAGGGCGACACUGCUCUUCGCCAUCGCCUGUGUAUCUGCUGCAGUGAUUGCAUAUUGUGUUCCUAUGAAGGUGAUGAUUGGGAUGUGGGGCCUUUACGCCAUGCGUCCACCGAGGUUCAGGAGCAGGAUGCCUUCCCCACUGAUGAACUUCUUCCGAAGGCUUCCUUCUAGGGCUGACAUCCUGCUCUGAUCCUGGUGAUUCCUACUCUGCUGGCUGGCUGUGGAUAGUCAGCAGGCCUUCUGAUUUGAUUAGGUGAUUUUGGCGGGAAGGGUGAGGAGCUUCACCAAAGGAAUCAAGGAAGAAACAAAUUAGUCUGCUGUAGUAGGUGCCUGAUGUGGUGGUUGUUUAGUUUAAUGUUGUUACCCUGUUAGUGUUUGGUAAUGCAGUACUAUGUUGCUGUGUGAUGUGUCUGGUAGUAGUUGUAGGCUUUGCAGUACUAGCAGCUGCAGUGAUGCUGUUCUUGUGCUUCAGUUGAAGUUGUGCAAAGACUAGUUGAGUAGUAGUAAGUAGAUUGUGAUGUUUGCGGCAAACUGGUGAGAUUAUGAGUUUCAGUUUAAUUAGAAAACUGUUUGGAUCUUUA
Sorghum bicolor (sorghum) is the source of this 3822-nucleotide messenger RNA. Its product is annotated as FT-interacting protein 1. The record is from RefSeq and is a predicted model, not a curated record. Lineage: Eukaryota; Viridiplantae; Streptophyta; Magnoliopsida; Poales; Poaceae. Bases 387 to 3431 code for a protein of 1014 amino acids. The transcript has a single exon.